Messenger RNA from Cladocopium goreaui, 672 nucleotides. NCBI's taxonomy places the organism in Eukaryota, Dinophyceae, Suessiales, Symbiodiniaceae. The record is from the annotation of a GenBank genome assembly.
AUGCCCAGCCAAGUCUUUGUGUCAAUUCCCGAUGCUUUGCGGCAAUUUUUGUCUUCAGAAUGCCGAGCCGAAGGUGCCAAAGAAGUGGCUCAGCAGAGCGCUUGCGAACUGGAUGAGCUCUACAGGCUGGCAGACGAACAUCUCAAGUUGACGCAGGAACCUGUGAAGAUGCACGAGCUACUGGCAACAGCGGAGGUUGUGGAGCGUCGGGAGGUCCCUGCGCUUGGCGAGGAUGGAGAACCAUUGAGCGAAUUGGAGCAGAUGCGAGCCGCAUCGCAGGAACGCGCUUAUCAGCGGAUGGUGGAUGGAGUCGCCCCAUUGACCGGUCAGCGACGGACAGAGCCCCUUCCGCAUCAGCAGGGCCUUCGUUUUGCGACGAACUUCGGUACACAGGUGAUCGUAGCCUUCAUUGGCGCAUUCCUCUUGGGGUACUACUUUGUGGAAACCUUCGUGGCGCCUGAGAGCUUCAAUGCGAAGGUGAUCGCCGGCGCUAGCUGCUCCUUUGCCACGCUCCUGCUGGAGACCUUCUUGUUAGUGAUUCACGAGCAAAAGCAGACCAUCAUGGAGAAGAAGAGAGAAAAACAUGCCCAGAAGACUGCGAGGAAAGUGGUGGCGGUGCAGCACCCAAAAAACGAGGAGCCCAAAAGUGGUCAAGAAAAGAAAGAUGAUUGA